Ipomoea triloba (trilobed morning glory) is the source of this 789-nucleotide messenger RNA. RefSeq lists its product as uncharacterized. Lineage: Eukaryota; Viridiplantae; Streptophyta; Magnoliopsida; Solanales; Convolvulaceae. The transcript has a single exon. Bases 110 to 640 code for a protein of 176 amino acids. The record is from RefSeq and is a predicted model, not a curated record.
CAAGUUUAGUGGUUUGCCGUGUAUAUGUAUAUGUAUAUAUAUGCUCAUUCUUCCCAGGUAGGUCACAUCAAUUGGAUCUCAACUGAGCUCACAACUUGUUUUGCCAACAAUGAAGCGAGAGGGUCGGCAACACGGGCUGGUUCGGACCUACCCGAUUAUCCCUUCCCCGUGGAACCCAAAUCCACACCACACAAACGCCUUCAACUCACCACCACCUACCGCCGGCCUCUUCACCAAGGUCUCCGCUAAGCCCACUAACCACUCCAAGUUCACCGGAAAGUGCAGCCGUGUGAGAUGUUCCGACUGCCAUGCACACCCCGCCGCCAAAGCCAAGGACAAGGCUAAGGGCACCCUCAAACGGAGGACCACGGUGGAUACUAGAUUGAUUACAUGGCGGGUUGUGAAUGCUAAACCAGGUCUCCUCAACUUUUCCGGCUUCUCAGCUACCGGGAUUUUGGACCACUUGGCCGGCGAUGAUCAUGAAUAUGAUGAUGAUUACAUCUGUAAAGAAAAAGAAACCGUUGGUCAUGAUGACGGCGAGGGGAUGAGCUUUUGUGACGCAGGAUUUGUGAGGGAGCAAGUAGAAGAUGGUGAAGGAGAUGAAGAAGAUGGGUGGUGCUUAGUGGUGGCAGAAAUGUGAUUUAUGUUUGCUUCAAACAAGAUUUUAUUGAACUUGAAACUAAAGCUAGGUGGAUUUGAUUCUUGUAUUCUUCUUCGAUCAUUUGUAUGCAUGUAUUACUAGAACGUAUUUCAGAAUUCAUCCAAGAAUAAAAGUUCUUUCAGUUUGUA